This is a messenger RNA of Lodderomyces pseudojiufengensis, 474 nucleotides long. RefSeq lists its product as uncharacterized. The coding region runs from base 1 to 474 and encodes 157 amino acids. The transcript has a single exon. Gene Ontology annotation, cellular component: retromer complex; early endosome membrane. Gene Ontology annotation, biological process: late endosome to Golgi transport; endocytic recycling. Lineage: Eukaryota; Fungi; Ascomycota; Pichiomycetes; Serinales; Debaryomycetaceae. The record is from RefSeq and is a predicted model, not a curated record. Gene Ontology annotation, molecular function: phosphatidylinositol-3-phosphate binding.
AUGUCAAGACAAUUUCAACCUAUAAGUGAUGUUAUAAAAACAUCACCAAAACAUAAACAACAAUCAUUUAAUGAAAUAUACGGAGAACCAGAAAAUUUUUUAGAAGUAGAAGUUAAAAAUCCAAUAACUCAUGGAUAUGGAAAUAAUUUAUAUACAGAUUAUGAAAUAAUAUGUAAAACAAAUAUACCAGCAUUUAAAAAAAGGUAUAGUAAAAUAAGAAGAAGAUAUAGUGAUUUUUUAGCUUUUAAAAAAAUUUUGGAACAAGAAACUUCAAGAGUUGUUAUACCUCAAUUACCUGGGAAAAUAUUAUUAAAUAGUAAUAAAUUUAAUGAAUUAAAUAUUGAAAAAAGAAGACAAGGUUUAGAAAAAUUCUUGGUUAUUGUUAGUGGUCAUCCACUUCUACAAACUGGUAGUAAAUCUUUAAUAGAAUUUAUACAGAAUGAAAAAUGGGAUCCGAAGCAAAUGGUAUAUUAG